This is a messenger RNA of Megalops cyprinoides (Indo-Pacific tarpon), 1590 nucleotides long. Its product is annotated as meiotic recombination protein REC8 homolog. The coding region runs from base 52 to 1590 and encodes 512 amino acids. Gene Ontology annotation, molecular function: chromatin binding; protein binding. Gene Ontology annotation, cellular component: synaptonemal complex; cohesin complex. The transcript has 16 exons. Gene Ontology annotation, biological process: replication-born double-strand break repair via sister chromatid exchange; synaptonemal complex assembly; mitotic sister chromatid cohesion. The record is from RefSeq and is a predicted model, not a curated record. Lineage: Eukaryota; Metazoa; Chordata; Actinopteri; Elopiformes; Megalopidae.
UCAACGAGCCGAGUUAGUUUGAUCAGUUCUCAAUAACAGACAGCAGCUACAAUGUUUUACUAUCCCACCGUUUUACAACACCGGACUGGAUGUUUCUCUACAAUAUGGCUGGCAGCUACAAAAUGUACCAAAAUUCCUCGGAGGGACUAUCUCAAAGUCAAUGUCCAACGCACCUGCAACGACGUCAUGGACUACGUGAUGGUGAGGGUGCCGCCCCUCCAGCCAGGCCUGCCCCGCCCCCGCUUCUCCCUGUACCUCUCCUCCCAGCUGCAGUAUGGCAUCGUCAUCAUCUUCCACCGUCAGUGCGUCAUUCUGCUGGAGGAGAUCCAGCACACCAUAGACAGGCUGCUCCGCACUGGGAGGCAGUCGAGGAUCGACCUGGAGGAGCCUGGCAGGCUGGCUCUGAAUCUGCCUGAUAACCUGGCUCUCCUGGAGGAGGCAGAGAUGGCUCAGGACCCCUUCUUUGGGAUGAUGGAGUAUCUGCUGCCCAGUCCCAGUACACUGAUGCAGCGCUUGCAGGCUGCUGAGGUAGUCUCCCCACAGCGCCCCCUGGUGAGGAGCCCUGGAACACCACACAGGGAUGCCAUCACUGCAUCCCCCGAGUCCAUCACGUUGAAAGAGACAGAGGCUGUAGUGAUUCCAGAAGUGGAGUUCGAGGGGGUGGAGCUGCCAGAGGUUGUUCCCAGACACAUGGAAAUCAUUGACAUUCUGAUGGAGCAGGAGGACCAUUUUCCUGAAGGUGAGAGACAGCUCAGAGUCACGACACUGGCUGGCGAGGACCUUGUGUUGCUGCCAGAGGAGGAGGAGGCGGGGCUGCCCAUCCAGGUGCCUGUGCCAGCCCCCGUAGAGACAACUCCUGUAUCCAUGCCACCGCUGCCCUCCCCUCCAGAAGCAGUGAGGGAGGAGGCCGAGGAGGAGAUAGAGCCUGAGCCUGAGCCGGAGCCUGCCCCGAGGAGGCGGCCACGCCGACGCCAGCUGCUCUUCAUAGAUACACAGACCCAGAUUCCUCAAGAUGAGCUGCAGAGAAUGAUCCAGGACCCACUGACUGAGACCCAGCCCCUGGUGCUGUUCGAGCCUCAUCCUAGAAUACCUCCAGCGGAGCUCCUCAACAAUCCCUGCACCCCCCUGCACCCCGAUAUCCUGUCUCUAUGGAAACGGGGUGCGGUUAUCACCCCCCUCCCGAGCCCAGUUGCCAUAAAAAGAGUGAGGGAGCCAGAGAAAGAGAGUGAGGGCGAGGAGGUCAGCUCAAAGGAGGUACCCAGAGAGUUGGCGGAGUCUGAAUUGGCUCAAGCUGAAGUGUCAGCUGCUGUGCCAGUUCCGAUUGAGCCGAUGCUGGAGGUGUCUGACAGGGACGUGUCCCAACUGGUCACUCCAGAGAGCAGAGGGAUGAUUUCAGAGCCCCUCAAGGAGCGAGGGGAAGUGUCCUUUGACUCUCUGCUGCCCCCUCUGGCUGACCGCAGCACUGUUGCCAGUUCUUUCUUCUCACUUCUGGAGUUGGUUUCUACAAUGAAACUCACUGCACAACAAGAGGAACCUUAUGGCACCAUUACCAUUUUACCAGGACCUCUGUAUGAGUCAGAGGGGGAAUGA